CACAGGGAGGACCGUGCACAGCUUGUUGUCCUGACACCCACAAGGGAGGGAGCUCAUGCAACGCAAGCCUCUGAGUCUCAAAGCACCUGUGAGCCAUUGAGGCAACUUACCUCAAGACUCCCGGCCGCGAAGACAACUCCCUCUGCCUGCGAGAUCAUUUUCCAUUCGCCUCCAUCGAUUACGAACUAUUCAACAUGUGGUCGACCAUCAGAAUCGCGGCUGCGAGGCAGCUACGCGUCGGUGGAGCUCUGUCCGUAAGCAGACUUGCCUCACGUGUCGCAACCAAGCAAUCGUCCUUCGCCAUCCCGAGCCGCUAUCGCUUCCAACUUGGCCGACGAGGGUUCGCAGAUGUAGCUGGACAACCUGCCAAGGCGACUACGACGAAGAAAGCAGCUGCGAAGAAGCCCGCGAAGGGAGCCAAGAAGGUCGCAUCCAAGAAGGCAGCCUCCAAGAAGACAGCAGCCAAGAAGGCGGCGCCGAAGAAGCGAGUGAGGAAGGUCCUGAGCGAGGAAGACGCGAAGAAGCAGAAGGUCCGCGAAUUGAAGAGGGUGGCUCUAUUGAAGGAACCUGUCAGGCUGCCGGACAAGUCGUGGUUGGUGUAUGUUAGCCAGCAUACAAAAGGGACCCAUACGGAAGGCGAGGCCCUCGGUGACCGGGCGAAGCAGCUGAGCGAGUCCUACAAGCAGUUGCCAUCUUCCGAGGUUGAGCAUUUGCAAGCAACAGCCAACCAGAACAAGCUGGCCAAUGACGCUGCGUACAAGUCUUGGGUCGAGAGCCACAGCCCCGAGGAAAUCGCCGACGCCAAUCGGGCCCGAAAGCGGCUCAAGCGGGACUUCAAGGCGACUUCUAAGGGAUUGAUCAAGGAUGAGCGCCAGCCGAAACGGUCUCUCUCCUCUUAUCUGCUAUUCGUAAAGUCCAGGUGGCAGUCUGGGGACCUUACCGGGCAACAUCCCGUGGAGGCCUCCAAGUCCAUGUCCGGCGAGUGGAAGGCAUUGAGCGACGCAGAGCGCCAGCCUUUCAUCGACGGUGCCCUUCUGGACAUGAACCGCUAUGUUAGAGAGAAGAAGUCGGUGCUCAACCAAGACGUGCAGCGCCGUAAUAGUGCCUAGAUCUCGGAAUGCCCGGGUUAAGACUCCUUCACUCCUUUACCUGUUGGUAUGUUUGUAUACUACUUAGGUGACAACGGCUGCUGGUCUGUCCAGUUGAUCUAGGGCGUCUGUGGGGCUCUGACAGAGGACGUGAGGGAGGUUUAGGAGGUUUAUGGUAAUUUCCAGAGCAAGGGUUUGUUAGGCACCCAUGUCUUUUGCUCCUAUUAUUUGUUUGCUUGUGGAGGGAAUACCUUAGUUACCUGUAGUGCGAAGUUUCCAUGUAGUCUAGCUGCUCACAAGGUGUGCGUUCAGGGACGCCUCGAGAAAACAGGCAACUGUGAUUCAUGCAAGAUCAAUGCUAACGCCACUUGUGCCAUCC
Molecule: messenger RNA, 1467 nt
Organism: Phialemonium atrogriseum
Lineage: Eukaryota; Fungi; Ascomycota; Sordariomycetes; Cephalothecales; Cephalothecaceae
Exons: 3
Coding region: 195-1109 (304 amino acids)
Molecular function (GO): DNA binding, bending
Source: RefSeq, a predicted model, not a curated record